Molecule: messenger RNA, 1266 nt
Organism: Penicillium bovifimosum
Lineage: Eukaryota; Fungi; Ascomycota; Eurotiomycetes; Eurotiales; Aspergillaceae
Product: serine/threonine-protein kinase
Exons: 2
Coding region: 1-1266 (421 amino acids)
Biological process (GO): intracellular signal transduction; protein phosphorylation
Molecular function (GO): protein serine/threonine kinase activity; ATP binding
Source: RefSeq, a predicted model, not a curated record
AUGUACCCGGCCAUGCUACCAACGCCGCCACCAUCGCCUAUUCCCCGCUGCUAUGCUCCCGAGGACCGUCUAGGACUCGUCUUGGCCAACCGGCUGGAACUCACCCGAGUCCUGGGUGUCGGAGCCUAUGGCGUUGUUUACACCGCUCAGGAUAUUCACACCCACGAGGUCUUUGCCGUUAAGGUGCUCAACAAAACUGGCCUGGAUCCCCGCCAGCUCAAGUUCCAGCAGCGCGAGAUUAGACUUCACCAUCUGGCCAGCCAGCACCCCAAUGUGGUUUCCCUAAAACGCAUUAUGGAUUCCGUGGAUUGUACCUACGUCGUUAUGGAAUAUUGCCCGGAGGGAGACCUGUUCUCUAACAUCACCGAUAAGGGUAACUUUGUCGGUAAUGAGUUCUUGGCCAAGAGUGUAUUCCUCCAGAUCCUGGACGCUGUACAAUAUUGCCACUCUCUCGGGAUCUAUCACCGUGACCUCAAGCCUGAGAAUGUCCUGGUCACCAACCGGGGUAUGACCGUCAAGCUGGCCGACUUUGGUCUCGCCACGACGGAUUAUUACACCACCGACUUUGGAUGCGGUUCCACCUUCUACAUGUCACCUGAAUGCCACCAAUCCAACCCUCGACCUUUGUCUUGUUACAUGUCCGCUGCCAAUGACGUCUGGAGUCUGGGCGUGAUUCUUGUCAAUCUAACCUGCGGUCGCAAUCCAUGGAAACGCGCUUCGAUCGAGGAUUCCACAUUCCAGGCCUACCUGAAGGAUCCAUUCUUCCUCCAGACCAUUCUGCCUCUCUCCACCGAAAUGGUCGGGAUCUUGAGCCGGGUCUUCGAGGUCGACCCAAGUAAGCGGAUCACCAUCCCCGAGCUGCGCCAGCUCAUUCUGGAGUGCCCCCGCUUCACGGAGAAUCCCGUUAUCCCAGCCCCCUGGGUGCCGGAGCCGGUCACCUACAUUCCCCAGCCCCAGGUGCCAUUGUUCAUGGCCCCCAUGGCCCUGCAUGCCCAGCCCUGUGGCUCGUCCCUGCAUGCGCAGCCCUCUGGCUCGUCGUCGGACUCUUCGCAGUACUCGGCCUUCUCCCAGUCUGCCGCGUCCGACAGCUCGGCCAUCACCGAGGAUUACUCGGAUCUCAACAGCAUGUCGCCCACCGUCUCGGAGCAGGUUGCCAAUGGCAAGAUGGUAUUUCCUUCUGUCUGCGCGGAGCCCUUCUUUCCCGCGGAUCCCUUUACCUAUGGCCUUGUUCACCCCAACAUGCCGAGGUUUGAGAUUCCCGUUUGA